Salvia splendens (bonfire salvia) is the source of this 1599-nucleotide messenger RNA. RefSeq lists its product as uncharacterized. The transcript has 2 exons. The record is from RefSeq and is a predicted model, not a curated record. NCBI's taxonomy places the organism in Eukaryota, Viridiplantae, Streptophyta, Magnoliopsida, Lamiales, Lamiaceae. The coding region runs from base 131 to 1270 and encodes 379 amino acids.
UUAUAAUAUUAGGAGUAGUAUAAAUUAAAGAUCUUGAGAAAAAUCACUCUCUUGCUCCGGCAUAGUUUUGGAGCUCUGCGAAACCCUAAUCUACAACCCUAGAUUUCGCCGAGUUGUAGUUUCAUUCAAGAUGAUCAUAAAAUCGGAGCCUACAACUAUUCCGGCGGCCACCGGCUGCAGUAACUGCGGCGCUCACGAGCGGCGCCUGCUCCACCAGAUACGCUGCCGCAGCGGCUUCAAACGUGCCUGCACCACCUGCGUCCUCCGCCUCCAUCCUCAGGCCUUCUGCCCUACAUGCUUCCUGGUCUACCCCCCAACCCUCCCUAACGACGUCGUUCGCACCUGCGAUAAGUGCUACUCCCACUCCCACUCUCACUGCGUCGACACCAACGGCGCCCCCCCUCCCAAACCCUACAUUUGCCCUCUCUGCGUCAACCCUAAUGCCCCAAUUUUCAAAUUAAAGCCCGUCGAGGAUGCCAAUCUUGUGAUCGAUAAUGUUAGGGUUCAAAAUUGCAGGGUGAUGGACAGGGAUGCGGCGAAGAUGCUAUUGGCGGCCGCCAGAAUCGCGUCCACGUCGAUGAAUAAGGCGGCGGCGAAUGCCAAGAAUGAGGCUGAGAAGCGGGUUAAGGAGGCAGCGUUUACAAGGAAAAGGGCUAAGGAGGCAUUGGAGCACGUUGCGCUUUUGGUGCAUAAGGAGAAGGCGAGGAGGAAAGAAGUAGGGCUUCGUGACGUGGCUGGGCGGGGAUACGGUGGAAUUGCCAGCAAUGGUGGUGUUAAAUUUGAGGCUGAGGUUAGUGCAAAUCAUGGUGUUAGGAAUCGCAAUAGUGUCGUGCCUAGUGUUUCGCAGCCGUUUGUAGCUGUGGAGGAGAAAAUGAGCAGUAAUGUAGUAGUGAAUGUGGAUAGAGAUAACUCUAAUCAGGUGUUGGCCGCAUUGACUGCUGUUGAGUUGAGAGAGAAUGAGAAAAUGGGGGUUGGAAUGACUGCACAGGUUGAGAGAUCAGGGAUAGGUCAUGCCAGUGAUGGCCAUACCCAGAUGGAUGUUGAUGAAGGUGGAAUGAGGCUGAAUGUUGGGGAAAAUGCAGGACUGGUUGAAGAUAGCAGUACUAGUCGUGCAGAUAUGGAGACCGAUGCAGGAGAUGUCAAUAAUCAUGGGGAGAAACAGCUUGAUGGUGUGAAUAAUGAGGUAAAUUUGGUUCAACCUGGGGAGAAUUUGGUGCAGAAUAAGGUAAUGGAUAAGGAUGGAGAACAUGUUAAUGGUGGCCGGGCAUAGUCCAAGAACUUCAUCAGAUAGCUCAAAGGUGUUGAGGGGUGUGGCUGUAUUCAAAUGCUUGUUUUGGAGAGGAUUUGCCUGAAGGUGGUAGAUCAUCAUGUAAGUUGGUUCUCAUUUAGAUGAUUAAUUUUUAUAUCUGUUUCUGUGUUGGUUGGCAUCAUAUGAUUGCAAAUGCAACAUUAAAUCAAGAUCUCUCUGUAUUGGUUGUUGUUGAUUUUGUUGGUCUAAGGUAAAGUAUUUUAGUGUAGCUAUGGAUGUUCAGACAGAGACUACUAUUAUUUUGAGGCUGUGCUUAAUCAAUAGAUUUGCAACUUUAUUUUGUGACUGUA